CCUGUGCUCAGUCUCCAGUAUGAGCAUGCUUUAAUUUUCCUUACUUUUGUCUUAACAUCAGCUGAAUGGAGUGUUCAUUUUGGUCAUUCAGUUUUGUUUUAUUAUUAUUAUUUUUAUUUAACUAAUAUUAAUUUAUUAAUAGCCUUCUCUAACCUUUUAUAAGAAUCUUUUCUACAUUCAACAUGGCACAAAGACAGAAGAGAGAUGGAACAUUUUCAUAUGCAGCAAAACAAUCCACAGACUCCAUUACAAGGUUUAGAUUCAUUGUGUUUGGAAGUGAUGAGGUUCUGAUAAAUGAAGCUUGUGACACUAUUCUUAGAUCAGCAGAUAGAAUGGAUAGCACUAAAUAUGGGACAUGUGAGUUUAGAGAGGCGUGUGUAAGCGGACGACAUGUCUCUGUAGUAAAAACUCCUGCUUAUGGGCUGGAACACUUGAAAACUUACCUGACCUUCAGAAACAGAGUCAGAUCUAUGAAAAUAGACAUGGAGUUUUGUUACUCACUGGUCUUUCCUGGGCCUCAUGCUUUUUUUUUAGUGCUUGGCGAUGUACAUAACUCUGGUAAAGAGCAUUACAUUUUACGAGCUCUCAGUGAAGUGUUUGGCCAGGAGGCAUUAGACUACAGUAUGGUCUUAUUUAUGCAUGAAUACAAGGACAGUGAUAUAGGCAGCAACCGAUGUGUGAAAAAGUGCAGGAAAAGGUUCCACAUUUUAAAGAACAAUGAGGAAAAUGUUCUAAAGCUAUUCCAUGACGCUACUGAGACAAUGAUAAAGCAGAGAAAGGGGAGCUUUUUUACGAAGGAUUUUGACUUGCUAGACAAAGCUGAAGCUUAUUUUAAGACAGAAUUUGAUGCUUAAUAUGAGGAGCGAGAGAGUAUACUGAGAGGAAAUUUGGCAGAAAUGAAAACAACAGAGGAAAAUCUAAGAACAAAAGUUACAGAAAUGGAAAGAAAGAAUUCUGAAAACAUGAGAGAAUUACAAGAUCUGCAUAAAGAACUGGAUGCUCAUAAAGCCAGAAUGAAUCAGUUAAACAAGGAAUUAGAUGAUUCCCAAAGCAGAGAGAAUCAUUUAAGUCAACAGAUGGAUGCUCUCAAAAAGAAAAAAUAUGAACUGAAGGAGGAGCUGUAUGCCCUCAGGUAUUACAAGAGACAGUUAGAUGUAGAACUGAUGGCUUUCAAUGAGAGAGAGAGAGAAAAAUUCCUGCCCACAAAAAUACAGUUAGAGCAUAACAGAUUACAGGAGCAAAGAGAAGCAGGCCUACAGGCUCCUGCGCAAGAAGAGCAUGACAGACAAAAAACUUUAGAUAAAAGAGAGGUGGAGCUAGAUGAGAGAGAGAAAAAACUGCUGCAGACCACUGGAUCACAGCAUGUUGAUCACAUCUCUACAGCUGUUACUCCCUCUUGUGUCAUAGUGUCUGAAGACAAACCCAAAUCUCAAGAAGACACUGGAUCACCUGAGUCUGAAGGAUUGAAACUUGUGAGACAAGACAGCAAGAAAUUAGCUCCACCUAAUAUGUCUGAAAACAAAGUCAAACCUCAGAGUGAAAGAAAAUGUGAGAUGGAAAGUAGAAUAACAGAUUCACAAACCAGCAGAUCGCUUAAAGGUGAAGUACUGAAACCUGUGAGACGGAACAGCAUUCGAGAUCGACCCAGCAUGUCUGAAGACACACUCAAACCUCAAGAAAACACUGGAUACCUUGAGUUUGAAGGACUGGAAAUUAAUUGUGUGACAAAACAGCAAGGAAAUACUGUAGAUUCACUUAAUGUUUUCUGGAGUGAAGAGUGCCAGUAUCCCUCAGAACUGAGUUCUGAGUUCUAGCAUGUAAUGGGAAAUGCUUCAUGUACUCCCACAUGAUAGCAGUGCAUGUGUUUCAUGAACUGUAAGACAUAUAUUUGUACAUCGCAUAUUUGUACUUUAGUAACUAUAUUAGUAAGCAAAAGCUAAUGUCUGUAACUGGUUUUGAUAUGGUUUUUGAUGUUUUCUCAGAAUAUUUUAUGUGUAUAAGUUCUGUUAAAUCUGGCAUUAACAGGUAUGUUGAUCACAGUUACAAUGAGCAUCUUUUUUUCAUGAAAAAUGUGGUUUAGAGGAGAUUGAACACAAAAUGAAAUUUUAAAUCCUUGGUGAUUAAUCAUAUCAUCUGAUCACAUGCCUGUGUAACUGUUUUCAUUAUUGUGAAAUAGGAAACCUUGUCUAAAGUACUCCCUUGAAGGUUUUAAACUUUGAACUAAACUGAGCAUUAAUGUGAUCUUUUUUAUAAAGCCUGUAAAGUUUUGUAGGAUUGUACUAUUAACAUGCUAUAUGUAAAUAAAUAAUGGCAUAGGCUUAUUAUUUAACACUAAUAAAAAAAAUUGUUUCAAUCUAUUGUAAACUUAUCUUGCUAUUUUUAGUGCAGAUUGUAAACCGC
Cyprinus carpio (common carp) is the source of this 2400-nucleotide messenger RNA. RefSeq lists its product as uncharacterized. Lineage: Eukaryota; Metazoa; Chordata; Actinopteri; Cypriniformes; Cyprinidae. The record is from RefSeq and is a predicted model, not a curated record.